AUGGCAAGCAGCCGUUUAGAAAGAAUUGGCACAAUUUAUACAAGAGUGGAGGGACUUCUCACAAAAGGAGCAAUAAAACCAGAUGACAGGCCUUUGUGGUUUGAUGUGUACAGAGCUUUCCCACCUCUUGUGGAACCCAAGUUUGCUAAACCAAAACCAGAAAUCAAGCCUAUAAGACCAAUUCUUUACCCUGAAGAUAAUAUUAGAGCGAAAUUUCACUCCAAAGGGUAUGGUUUAGGAGCAAUAAAUAUGAUCAGCCAAACGGAAACACAAACCAAGCGACUUAUACAACAAUACACGAAGCUGAAGUCCGAAGGAGUUCCAAACAAGGAUCUAAUUGAAAAAGCCGCGGAGAUUGUUGGUAGUGAGCGACAACUGGAGGCCACUAAGGCAAAAAUUACCGCCGAAAGCCCAGAAUCGGUUUCAGCGAAAGUCCUAACCGAGGUCGACAUUAAGAACAUUUUCUCUGAAAAGUAA
Spodoptera littoralis (African cotton leafworm) is the source of this 477-nucleotide messenger RNA. The record is from the annotation of a GenBank genome assembly. NCBI's taxonomy places the organism in Eukaryota, Metazoa, Arthropoda, Insecta, Lepidoptera, Noctuidae.